Messenger RNA from Plasmodium yoelii, 324 nucleotides. Its product is annotated as dynein light chain, putative. The coding region runs from base 1 to 324 and encodes 107 amino acids. The transcript is spliced from 4 exons. NCBI's taxonomy places the organism in Eukaryota, Apicomplexa, Aconoidasida, Haemosporida, Plasmodiidae. Gene Ontology annotation, cellular component: dynein complex. The record is from RefSeq and is a predicted model, not a curated record. Gene Ontology annotation, biological process: microtubule-based process.
AUGAGUUCCGAAAAUUUUUCGCAAAAUUUGAAGAAGCAUAUGCAAACCCUAUUAAUAAGAAAAUCUAAUAUUCCUUAUCAUAAUCAGAAUAAUAUUGUGGACAUAAUAACAGGAGUUUUAGAUAAAUAUACUGAUGCUAACACAAAUGCUAUACAAGUUGAAAAUGCUAUAAAAAAUAUAAAAGAAAUUUUAGACAAAACAUUUGGAGCUGGUUGGAUAUGCUUGAUUGGAGAAUCUUUUUCGUUUAACAUCUCAGCAAAGGAGGAGUCCUUUUUGUUUUGUUUUUAUCAGGGCUAUUUAGCAAUUGUUGUAUAUAAGUGUUAA